Molecule: messenger RNA, 1513 nt
Organism: Aspergillus glaucus CBS 516.65
Lineage: Eukaryota; Fungi; Ascomycota; Eurotiomycetes; Eurotiales; Aspergillaceae
Exons: 1
Coding region: 383-1219 (278 amino acids)
Source: RefSeq, a predicted model, not a curated record
GUUGAAACCCAGAUGUUAAUUUGACCCUUCAAGCCUUCGCUUCCAUGCAUGCCGGGUUGUAUUAGCUGGGGAGACCAAUAUUCCCACUCCCAAGAGCGCAGCUAAGAUCUUCCAUGCAGCUGCAGCCCCGUUCGUGGGAUACAAUUCCCUUUUCUAUUGCUCUUUUUGAUUCUUCUCUUUCUCAGAGGUGAUGUACUCUGCUUGGAAGGAGAGGAGUGUGUUAUGGUUAAUGCAAAAUUUCAAUUAAUGCAACAAUGGGAAGACCCAUAACAUUUUUCUUUCAAGCACUUUCAGCGAUCGAUAUAGACCUUAGACCUUCACACACCCACAUUGGAGUAUUUGUUUGAUUUUUAGAGGCUUCUCGUACAGCCCCUUUUUCACCAUGCUCUCUGUCACAAAGACCUUGGAGGACCUGACUCUCCAGGAUCUGUAUCCGGACUUCGACUCGAAGGGUGUCGACGGAGAAAGAGAAGAAGAAAAAAUUGAGUCCAGAAAACCAAGACAGCCCUUUCGCUUCUUUGACCUCCCAUCUGAACUUCGCCUGCGUAUCUACUCCUUCAUCCUGUUCGCCACCACUCAUCGUCGCUGGUUGCAGCAAACCCGAACAACCGGCAGUGUGGGCGCCUCGUCGAAAAAUCCCCCUACUGCGCCGCUGCCAGAGCGUCUUUCGCUCUUCCUAGUAUCGAAGCAAGUCCACCUGGAGGCCAGCGAUUAUUACUACUCCAUUCAGACCUUCCGCGUAUUCCCGAUUCAGGAUUACUCCAAAAUGCCUACCAUCAGGUCCUUGCCACCGCUCUACCGGCCGUCAAUCUCGAACAUCGAAUUAAUCCUAGGCUCGAGCUGGACUAAACCCCCGAAAUCCUGGACCGUCGACAAUUCGCUUGGCCUGGAGGAUAUGCAUCGGGUUCAUACUUUGAAGGUGUUUAUCGAGUGUGACCCGUCGCAUCCGGUAUUCGAAGGUUUCCGCGUUUCCAAGGGCUUCUACACGGAUUUUGCCGGUGAUCUUCUGCGCAAGAUCCUGAAGAGACUGCCGGGUUUGAAACACGUUGAAUUCGACGGCUAUCCCUCUGUCCGUAGACAUGGAGCUCUCAUGAUGCGGCUAUUGCAGGAGACGAAAGUGGCAAAGAAGCAGAUCGUCUGGGGACCGGAGAGGCAGUGGAGGCAUGACAAGGAGUCGGAGAGCGAAGGGGAGGAAGAGCAGGUUGUAGAGGUAUCUUGAGGAGUGUCAUUGUUUAUCACGCCUACAUUGUUUGUCGUACAGUCGCACGGAUUUAGGGGAGAGCACUACGAAGUCGACUUUUGGUCUCCAGGACUGUCAUGAGUUACACGGGUCUGCUUGCGCGCCGCUGGAUAUGCGAAUUCGACGGAUACGGUUUUUCAACGAACAUUAUGAGACAUACGUUGCCGGGAUGGUUCGAGUGUAUUAUUACCAUCAUUGGGCUGUUGCCCUUUUUACAGUUGUAUAUACUGCAUAGAAUAUGAAUAGCAUUAUUACCGGAAGGAUGAAAGUUCA